UAAGGGGAGGGGAGUGAGCAGGUCCGGCGCAUCAUUUCCUUUAGAAUUAGAGCACCUAGCCUUUCGUCCAAGUGAGCAUGAGAGAACAGUAGCUGGUUGCCUGCAUAUUUACAUUCCUCUGAAGACUUGACCGAUCUUAAGACCGAAACAUUUCGGUAAAACGGUUAUCGUUGCCAUGCCAAAUAUUGUUUUGUUCAGUGGGAGCUCACACCACGAUCUGUCACAGAAAGUGGCAGACCGACUCGGUUUGGAUUUAGGAAAAGUGAUUACGAAGAAAUUCAGCAACCAAGAAACAUGUGUGGAGAUAGGGGAGAGUGUUCGUGGGGAGGACGUGUACAUCGUUCAGAGCGGCUGCGGAGAGAUCAACGAUAACCUGAUGGAGCUGCUGAUCAUGAUCAACGCCUGCAAGAUCGCCUCGGCCUCCCGCGUCACCGCCGUCAUCCCCUGCUUCCCCUACGCCCGACAGGACAAGAAAGACAAGAGCCGGGCUCCCAUCUCAGCUAAGCUGGUGGCCAACAUGCUGUCUGUGGCCGGAGCGGAUCACAUCAUCACCAUGGACCUCCACGCCUCCCAGAUCCAGGGGUUUUUCGAUAUCGCCGUGGAUAACUUGUAUGCUGAGCCAGCAGUUCUGCAGUGGAUCCGGGAGAAGAUUCCGGAAUGGAAGAAUUGCAUCAUCGUGUCCCCCGAUGCAGGCGGUGCGAAACGGGUGACGUCCAUCGCUGACCGCUUGAACGUGGAGUUCGCCCUCAUCCACAAGGAGCGGAAGAAGGCCAACGAGGUGGACCGCAUGGUCCUGGUGGGGGAUGUGAAGGACCGCGUGGCCAUCCUGGUGGACGACAUGGCCGACACAUGUGGCACCAUCUGCCACGCCGCCGACAAAUUGAUUUCUGCUGGGGCGACUAAAGUCUACGCCAUCCUCACUCAUGGGAUCUUCUCGGGCCCGGCCAUCUCCCGUAUCAACAACGCACCCUUCGAGGCUGUGGUGGUGACCAACACCAUCCCGCAAGAGGAGAAGAUGAAGCAGUGCCCCAAGAUCCAGGUCAUUGAUAUAUCCAUGAUACUGGCUGAGGCUAUCAGGAGAACCCACAACGGAGAAUCCGUGUCCUACCUUUUCAGCCACGUGCCAUUGUGAAGGAGGACAGGUGGGCGGUGCUCUGUCCUGAUGGCCAAUCGGCUUGUGGCCAGUUUAGCCCUCCCUGGUUACAACUAGCCCAUUGGUGGGAGGUUCCCAUGUGACUGACUGUUUCCAUUGACGUUUCCCCCCCUGUGGAUCACCACCUAUUUAUAUUACAGAUUUCAUUUUCAUUUAGUUUCUUAUAUACAUGUUUAUUAGCACAGAACCUCUGAGGUCUUAAUGUUGCCCAAGUCAAGGGUUUUAGUCUUAUUUGUACUACAUUGUUUUCAAGUCCCUAUAAAUGAUGAAUUCCAUUAAGAAAAGAUAAUGUUUUUUUUUUUUUUUUUUUGUACAGGUUUAUCAGUAUGUGGGGUCCUAUCCGAGGGGUAGAGUUUGUCUGUGGAUAUGAUCAAGUAGACCCACACAGUACUAUAUCGACUUCUAAAUAUUACUUGAAAGCAAAUGACAGUACGGUUAAGUAAGUAAUGGCAUAAACAGUUUCAGCACAAUGUUUAAACCACAGAGGUGAACUUCAGGUGAUAUUGUGAUGGUAUUCUAGCAUUUCUGAUGAUUGGGGCUAAUUCUUCCCCCAAAUAAUUGAGCUUAUUUUCCUAGGAACUAGGAAAGAAUCAGAAUUUUGGCAUAUGCAUAGUAUUAGUUUGAUAAAUUAACAUUGUUAUGUAUGUUCUCUUGAUUAAAAGGUUUUGUUUUUUUUCCCCACCAAGCCUUACCUUAACAUGCUAAGAAGUACAUCAAGUUAAUUCAAAGCCUGUCCAUUUUCUUUCUCAGCAUACAUUUCUACAUUUCAGGGUUGGAUUUUUAAAAAUGGAAAUAUUCCUUGCUGUGCUUGAUCAUGAGCAAACCACAGUGAGAGGGUUUUUUUUGUUGUUGAGCUUUAAAGACAUUCUGAAAUGUGCGGUCAGGUCAUUGCUUCACAUACUAGAGGAAGAUGUAUGCACAAUCCUUGAUAAGUGGUCACAUUCAAGAUGUCUGAUGUCCAUGGAAAUAAGUAUAUUUAGUGGUUGGAGUGGGUGGGGUUCUUCUACGAAUAAGGUUCUGGCGGUUUCUGUUUACUCCAUUUAUUAGCACACGGCAGAAUCCUCUCCACCCAAAAGAAGGGUUUUCAUAUUUUUCAGAAUAUUUCCAAAGUCUUUCUUUGACAAUAAAAGUAAGUAAAACUU
Molecule: messenger RNA, 2295 nt
Organism: Conger conger (European conger)
Lineage: Eukaryota; Metazoa; Chordata; Actinopteri; Anguilliformes; Congridae
Product: ribose-phosphate pyrophosphokinase 2
Exons: 7
Coding region: 176-1132 (318 amino acids)
Biological process (GO): purine nucleotide biosynthetic process; 5-phosphoribose 1-diphosphate biosynthetic process
Cellular component (GO): ribose phosphate diphosphokinase complex; cytoplasm
Molecular function (GO): ribose phosphate diphosphokinase activity; magnesium ion binding
Source: RefSeq, a predicted model, not a curated record